Cryptomeria japonica (Japanese cedar) is the source of this 6357-nucleotide messenger RNA. RefSeq names its product anaphase-promoting complex subunit 1. Gene Ontology annotation, molecular function: molecular adaptor activity. The record is from RefSeq and is a predicted model, not a curated record. NCBI's taxonomy places the organism in Eukaryota, Viridiplantae, Streptophyta, Pinopsida, Cupressales, Cupressaceae. Bases 482 to 6004 code for a protein of 1840 amino acids. The transcript is spliced from 37 exons. Gene Ontology annotation, biological process: metaphase/anaphase transition of mitotic cell cycle; anaphase-promoting complex-dependent catabolic process; protein K11-linked ubiquitination. Gene Ontology annotation, cellular component: anaphase-promoting complex.
UGGGAGCACUUAUCAUUACGCUACAUAAGAAGAGAGCAGAAAUGCAGAGGGCAAUCAAUGUUUAAUCCAGUAUGGUUGACGUUUUUGUCCGAUAGACUAUAUUUAAUCUCGUGGACGUUCUUCUUCUUCGGUUCCUAUUCUAAAUGCGUUAAGAACCCUCUCACAAUUUAAAACGGGUUUAUCAAAACAUAUAUUUUUUUAUAAUUCUCCCGCCUGAGAGACUUCUUUAUUUGCAUAAGCGAAUCUUCGUUCUGUUUGUAUUGCACACUCAAUCCAAACCAGGGCUCGUUCCAUUAAAAGAUAUCUCACAAUCCCUCUUCAAUUUUCCUUUAUACUGUUCAUCUGAAAAUUUUCGUCCCACAGGUUUCUUCGAUUGAAAGCUGCGAGAAUUUCAAACGGAUUGUAUUGAACUGAAAUCACCUGCGACCACUCGUAUAUAUUUUUGAUUUUCUUUUAAAGCACUUGCGAUUGCAAAAUAAAAAUGGGAGUCGGCGUGCGCACACUAACUGUCCUCAAACAAUUCGAACCCUUUGGCUUGACCGUCGAAGCCUCUGACAAUGGCGAUGAGAAGCCCUUCGAGGGAGAAUACAAGUACUCUUUAUUCGAUUCACAACUUAUAAGAUCAAAUGAAGACAUCAUUUCUGCCUCCUGCAACGACUGCGAUCACGAACUUUUCAUUCGUGGAAAACAUUUGGUGUGGAGCUCAAGUUCUCAAGUUCUUAGAAGAUACACUGCACCAUCAACGAUCAUUAAGGCUUCCUGGUGCCACAUGGGAUCCAUACCCGAGCCACUUCUGUGUAUUUUGCAUCUUGAUAGCUUGUUAACAUACACAUCAUCUGGAGACAUGGUAUCAAUUCCAACUCCUCCUGGUACUGCGUCAAUUUGGCCUGUUCCUUGUGGAUUGCUGCUAGAAAGAGUAGCUGACAGAAAUUAUCUACCUAGUAGUGCAAGUUCUUCUCCAGGUCAGUCUAUGCCGGGCGCACGGGAGUUGGGUCGUGUUAGUAGAGAGAGUUCUCUGACUCCUUUUAAUAGUCACUCUCCUUCUAAUUUUCGGUGGCCAGCUCAUGAUCGUCAAGUAAUCUCCUCACACUACAUUCUGAAAGAUACUUUGGAAGAGCCUCAGGCUUUAUUAGUUGAAGAGAGGGGAAAAACACUCCCAAUUAAUGAUCCGCAUGAACAAAUACUUUGGACAAGUGAAGUUGUACCUUAUAUCGUAUCCUACCACAAGGGGAACAUGCGGCAUUCCUUGUGGUAUUUAAAGACAGUUAAUUAUAAUAUGGAAACACCAUCGACCUUUAUAGUCCACAACGUGGUUUCUCUUGGAGAGCAAACAAAAGGUUUGUGCUUGCAGCGGAUUUGGCAAGAUAGGGGUCUUCAACCAGUUGCUAAUCAGGUAUUUUUUGCAACAGAUGAAGAUGGGGUGCCACUUAUCUGCUUUAUGCUAAAAGAUAAAAAGUGCUUACUUUCUCUAAGACUUCAUUCUAGAGAAAGAGAGCAAGAUAUUCUGACAGAAUUAACAGAUAUAAGUUGGAGAAUUCCUGCAAUUGAUGCAGCACCAGUUGUUGUGACUCGUCCAAGACUAAAGAGACAAGGAAUGCAUCAAUUUGAUUUGCUUAUCUUAGCUCCAGAUGGUGAGCUUUUUCUAUAUGUAGGGCGCCAUUGUCUUUGCAAAUAUAUUCUACCACGAAGUGUGCUUGAUGUUCCAAAUAUACCUGUUUCACAUUUCAAUCAACAUAUGAAGGAUGUUGUACUAGAGGAUGAGAACAAAUUUGAUAUAGCUGGAUUGUCUGAUGCAGUUCGAGGACGGAUAAAUUGUAUAACUGCUUCAGGAGAGGUCUUGAGAUGUACGUUGAGGGCUGAUCCAGUUUCCUCAGUAAUGGAAGAUUGUAUCAAUGCAUUGUCAGAGGGACUUAGCCCUUCAGUUUUUCUAUUUUUUUUGAAAUCACUCUGGGGCCAAGAUUGUCGUUUGUCUUUGUCAGAGACAAAUUUUGGAGUUGAUUCUGAGUGGGAGAUCUUUUCAAGGCUGAUGAUGGAGUGGAUGAGAAAUGUAAAUAAUGUAUAUCCAGUACAAGUGGAGGCCAAGAAAAAUUCAGCCUGGGAUUUCUUGCUGUGCAGUAAGAUGCACAUGGAUUAUGUCAAGAAUCCUAGCUUAACUGGCCUUUCACUUCCUCCUGUUGUUCCAGGUUUAAAAAUAUCACCCCAAUCUGCACAAACUACUGCUAAGGUGUCAACUGACAAUAUCUCUUUCUAUGAAAAAGGUUUGGUCGAAGUGCUAGACACAUUACAUGCUGUAUAUGAAGACUACAAGCUGGAUAUACUUCACAAACAGGAUUUACACCUACUUGCUUCUCUCUUGAGUAACAUAGCAGCAUGCCUAGGCGAGGCAAACUAUGUCGAUUAUUAUGUUCGUGAUUUCCCAGGGUUUUCGCUGCAUUUUCCUGUCCUUAGAAGAGCAUCCAAUCUCAAGAAUCCACCUAAUUUGUUACAGUGGCUGCAGAAUCGGUUAAAAUAUGGAUGCAGUUCCAAAGAUAGGGAAGGACUGCCCUCAUUGCUUUGUAAGGAAGGAAUUAUGUCUGUAGAUUGGUCUCGAAAAGUUGUAGCAUUUUAUUGCCUUUUGCUAGGCAGUGAAAGCACUGGUAAACAUCUUGUUUCAGGUAUAUCUUUUAAUGUUGCCAGUGGUACUGUUAACUCUCCAGAACAGUGGACCGUCUUGUCAAUGGUUGCUGAAGGGUUUGGUUUACCACAAUUAGAUCGACUACCUUGUGGAGUUUCUCUUCCACUGAGGCAUGCUCUUGACAGAUGUCGAGAAUCUGUUCCAUUUGAUUGGCCUGCACCUGCUUAUGUGCUUGUUGGGCGUGAAGAUUUGGCAUUAACUGCCAUUGGCCGUUCAACUGCAGAGAGAUCACCACAUAAAGUUCAGAGUGUGUCUAAUUAUCUUAAUCUAAUAUCUAUGUCUGCACCGUACACAUUACACUUGCACCCGUUGAUUGUUCCUUCAUCUACCACUGAUCUUGAAGCGACUGUUGUCUCUGGGAAGCAGAGGGUCGAUUCUGCAGCAGAAUCAGUUGUUGAUGGGAUGGAACAUAUGUUCAACCCAUCCACACAGUUACGAUUUGGCCGUGAUCUGCGACUAAGUGAGGUUAGGCGUCUUUUAUGUACUGCAACACCUGUAGUUAUUCAUGCGGUACAUGGUGCUGUUGAUGAAGAUCACCAGGCAUACUUAAUGCAUUUGACACAACGAACUACAGCCCAACCAUUUGGCCGUGGUGCAUUUACCCUUGCUACUACAUGGACUCUCUUGACAGAGGCAUUGACAAUUCCUACUCUUGAAGUGUGUGGGCGUGUACCGUCCAUGCGUAAUAUGAUUGUGCACCUGUCUAACCCAACUGGAAACAUAGGAGAUAUCAUUUCUUGGUCCGAGUUUCACAAUGGUGUGGCUGCAGGUUUAAGGAUCGCACCCCAUCAGGCAAGAAUGUCCCGUACAUGGAUAACAUACAACAAACCCGAGGAACCUAAUUUUUCUCAUGCAGGAUUUCUUAUGGCCUUGGGUUUGCAUGGGCACUUACGAAUUUUAGCACGGAGUGAUAUUUUUGAAUAUCUUACUCAGACCCAUGAAGCUACAAUGAUUGGAACAAUGCUCGGACUGGCAGCAUCACACAAAGGGACAAUGCAUCCUACCAUUUCCAAGAUGCUUUAUGUGCAUAUACCGUCUCGACACCCACCUUCAUUUCCAGAAUUGGAGUUACCAACACAUGUGCAGUCUGCAGCAAUAUUGGCAGUGGGACUACUUUAUCAGGAAUCAACACAUCCAAUGACUAUGAAAAUUCUUCUUGAUGAAAUUGGACGUAGAAGUGGCGGUGACAAUGUGCUUGAACGGGAACGUUAUGCUAUUGCUGCAGGCCUUGCAUUGGGCUUAGUAACAUUGGGACGAGGGAAUGAUGCAUCUGGAUUUGCAGAAACCUUGGUGAACCGUUUAUUUCAGUACAUGUCAGGUUCCAUUGAACCGCAGAAUGAGUCAUUUUCUAUGGAGUACAGUCUGGAAACACCUAGUAUUGGGCAAGUAAUGGAUGGAUCGUUUGUAAACCUUGAUGUGACUGCACCUGCAGCAACAGUUGCCUUAGCUUUGAUGUUCUUAAAGUCAGAAUGUGAAGCUGUGGCAUCAAGACUUUCUGUUCCAGAUACUCAUUACGGGCUACAGUUUGUGAGGCCUGAUUUCAUUUUGUUGCGUGUUGUUGCUCGCAAUAUGAUCUUAUGGGAGAGAAUCAACCCAAGUGAGAGUUGGAUACAAAGUCAGAUUCCAGAUAUAAUGAAGGAAGGAGUUAGGAUUAUGGCAGAUAAUUCAGAUGACAUACCAGGAAAUGUAGAUAUGGAGGCUAUCAUUCAGUCUUUUGCUAAUAUUGUGUGUGGGACUUGCCUUUCGAUAGGUUUGAGGUAUGCAGGCACAGCAAAUGCAGAUGCUCAGGAGUUGUUGUAUUCUUAUUCCAUAUAUUUUUUGAAUGAGAUCAAACCUGUUGCAGCAUCGAGUAUAGCUAGACAUCCAAAAGGCCUCUCAAAAUAUGUUGAUCGAGCAACUUUAGAGACGUGUCUUAGUGUCACAAUUCUUUCUCUUUCUCUGGUUAUGGCUGGCACUGGUCACUUAGGGACAUUUAAAUUGUUGCGAUAUCUUCGAAGCCGGAUUGAUCUUCAUGGACAUACCAAAUAUGGAAACCACAUGGCUGUUAGUAUGGCAAUCGGUUUCCUGUUCCUUGGAGGAGGGAGGUGUACAUUUUCAACUAACAAGGGUGCCAUUGCUGCAUUGCUGAUUUCCUUGUAUCCUGUUUUUCCAACAAAGCCAAAUGAUAACAACACACAUCUUCAGGCUUUCCGCCACCUCUAUGUCCUGGCUACAGAAACACGUUAUGUUCAAGCAGUUGAUGUGGAUACCGGUCGAGAUGUAUAUAUCCCCUUGGAGAUAACAAUCAAGGAAACAACCAACCAUUCAGAAACAACAUAUUGCCAAGUGACUCCUUGUACUUUGCCUGAACGUUCAAUUUUAAAGCGAGUACAAGUUUGUGGACCUCGGUACUGGCCUCAAGACAUUCAACUUUCUCCUACUGAUGAUCCAUGGUGGGGACCAGCGGAUAAAGAUGACCCAUUCAGUGGAGGUGUACUCUAUGUCAAACGCAAAGUUGGAGUUUGUUCAUAUGCUGAUGAUCCAACAGGGUGCCAGUCUUUGCUGUCCCGUGUGAUGCACAAGGUAUCUGACAGAAGCAAAGGAUCAGGUACUGGCACAAACAUAAGCAAAAGUUGUGGAUCUGCACUUUCAAAGGUUGACCAGUUAGUUAGUACAUUUUCAGCCGAUCCAAGUCUACAGGCAUUUGCACAACUAUGCUGUGAUGUCACUUGGAAAAAUAGGACUGAAAAUGAAUUCCAAGAGUUUUGUGUACAAGUUCUCUUUGAAUGUGUCAGCGCAGAUCGGCCAGCCCUUCUACAGACAUAUCUUUACCUCUUCACAACAGUUGGCUCGCUUGCUGAGUAUGCAUCAAGUCAAGGAAUUAUGUGCAAUGACACCUUAGCUCUUUCCAAUCUGCAGGUGGCAGUGGCGUACAGUGGAGCUCUAGUUAGUGGUAAACUACAGAAUGCCAGUGGAGAGCUCAUUCAAUCUACUUUUCUUGCAACUCUUGCAAAGCGUGUGGAAGACAUACUUAAUUAUUGGCGUUGUUUGCGGAUGGAUGGAGAUAAUCGUUACAUUGAUCUUGCUGAUUAUUUGCUCAAUGGAAAAUGGCCUUCCCUAGUGGAACCUAAUCAGAAUAGAAUUCAACCUGGCAUGUUUCUUGCUAUUUAUCUUAGGUGGUAUGACAUGCCACCUCCUCCUGUUGUAAAUUUAGCCAUGCAAAGGUUAACAGAGUGCCUUCCUAGAUGUCUUGCAUCUUCAAAGGAUCAUCCUAGGAUGCCUUUCUUGGCAUCAAUGUUACCAGGCACACAUGUCCGUGCUCUUGCUCAUAUAGAUGAAUGCUAUCCGUAAGUGUCUAGGAACAUCUCAUUCAACAGAGAAUGGUCAAGUGUCCUGGGACAUUGAAUUUUAUAUUUCAAGGAUAAUUUUUAAUAUGCUUUCAAUUGUAUUGGAAGGCCUCAGCAGAAAGGUUAAGUUAUUAUUGAAAGAUCUAAUACCAAACAUACGAAAAAUGAUUUAUGUAUCAUAUUAUUCAGAGGAGAUUGAAAAACCUUUGACCUGUGAGAUGGGAUGCAAGCCUUUUCAACUCUCUAUACAUGGCAGAAUUUUACGCUUUGUAUUCUGCUGCUGUAAAUAUUUUUUAUUUUAAUAAUGCUACUGCUGUUCUUUGUUUCUAAUGAAUAUAAGAAUGCUUUUACCAUUGA